AUGAAGAAUGUAGAGGGUUGGAUAAAAGGCCAGUUCUUUCAGGGCGUAUUCAAAUGCAAAGAAGACUCGGAAAAUUAUCCAAAAAAUUAG
Penicillium digitatum Pd1 is the source of this 90-nucleotide messenger RNA. NCBI's taxonomy places the organism in Eukaryota, Fungi, Ascomycota, Eurotiomycetes, Eurotiales, Aspergillaceae. The record is from RefSeq and is a predicted model, not a curated record.